This is a messenger RNA of Lactuca saligna, 2030 nucleotides long. Lineage: Eukaryota; Viridiplantae; Streptophyta; Magnoliopsida; Asterales; Asteraceae. The record is from the annotation of a GenBank genome assembly.
CAAGGCGUAGACAAAUGUUUGGGCUUAUUUUGUAGGCGUGAAUCGUGAUGAGCCGGAGACCGUGGAUCUAAAUCCACCUCCUUUUCCUUCUUUCUUUGAAAAAAAGAAUAAAAAGAAUCAAAUUGGCAGACGCAAUUGGACUGAAAAACCUAACUGUCAUCGUGGAACUUUUCGACAGUUGAUUUAUGGUUCUUCUUUCCCCUUUCCCAUUUCCCAUUCUUUUGGACCAUUUUGUUCUUCCCCCAAUUUUUCUGCUGAGAUUCUAAAACCGUAAUCAAGCGCGAUUUGAUUUUCAACAACCCUAACAGCGAGAAACUUGUUUGUAAUUGGAAGAAAAUAAUUGUCUUGAGGUUCUGUUAGGGUUUUGUUUUCUAUUUCUAUCGUGGGUUCUUGAAAUUUUACAUUUAGCAAAGAUUUGAUCGAGUUAAUGGAGACCGCUCGUUCGGAAACAGGAUCUUUCGCCCAAACCGAAAUUAAUUGGGACAAGCUUGAUAAAACGAAGUUUUACGUGGUAGGAGCAGGAAUAUUUACAGGGCUUACAGUUGCACUCUACCCAAUAUCAGUGGUAAAAACAAGAAUGCAGGUAGCUACAAAAGAGUCUGUUGAAAAGAGUGCAUAUGAUGUUAUUCGAGGUUUACUGAAAACAGAAGGCAUCCCAGGUUUAUACAGAGGUUUUGGCACAGUUAUCACAGGGGCAAUUCCGGCAAGAAUUAUAUUUCUGACAGCAUUGGAGACCACAAAAGUUGCUGCUUUCAAAAUGGUUGACCCGUUUAAGCUUUCGGAUCCUACAAAAGCUGCUAUUGCUAAUGGACUUGCUGGAAUGACAGCUUCCCUUUGCUCUCAGGGUGUCUUUGUUCCUAUUGAUGUGAUAAGUCAAAGAUUGAUGGUUCAAGGGUAUUCAGGGCAUGCGAGCUACAAUGGAGGGGCAGAUGUUGCCCGUAAAAUCUUAAAACAAGAUGGAAUCCGCGGGCUAUACAGAGGAUUCGGUCUGUCUGUCAUGACUUAUUCACCUUCUAGUGCCGUUUGGUGGGCCAGCUAUGGCUCUAGUCAACGUCUUAUAUGGAAUUUAUUAGGUCAUGGAAAUGAUAGCAAUGGAUCUCUUCCAAGCCAAGGGACAGUUGUUAUGGUUCAAGGUGCGGGUGGAAUAUUUGCGGGGGCCGCAGCAUCUUGUGUCACAACUCCACUUGAUACUAUAAAGACUCGACUACAGGUAAUGGGACUAGAAAAGCGACCCUCUGCACGCCAAGUCAUCAAAACAUUGAUUGCGGAUGACGGUUGGAAAGGUUUCUAUAGAGGGAUUGGUCCGAGGUUUUUUAGCAUGUCCGCAUGGGGGACUUCCAUGAUACUCGCAUAUGAAUAUUUGAAGCGGAUAUGUGCUCAAGAUUUACGCCAUCAAACCCACAUCUCUUCUAUAUCUCUCCUUACUCACUUCAGUUUCCAAUGGACCUUCGAUACCACCACCCUCCUUCCGCCAUCGCUGCAACCUAUAGAAGGUUUACCAACGUCUAGCACACAGGCAGCGUACCACCACAAAUUUGCCGCCCUCAUCACCCAUGGAGCGAAUUGGGAAUUAGAUUUAGUAACUUAAUUUCUUCAUGGGAAAGAAAAGGAUCAGGGGUGAGAUUAACCCUGUUACAUGUUGGAUUUUAUCACUUACAUGCCUUUUUUCAAGUUGUUUCAGGUAAACGAAGAAACUGAAAUGAUGGACAAUCUUGAACUUCAUUAUCUUGAGGAUUACCCUCUUCAGGGAAAAAACUCAAUAAGCAUUUGAAUUGUCAGUUAUGUUGAUUAAAUGGUGGCAUGUAUGCGUUAAAUUGACAUUUGAUUUGGACCUAAUACUUAAGUGCGAUUAAAACAAUCUUCACCAAAAAAAGUUUAUUGCAACUAGAGACCAACACCAGGGAGUAUUUGAGUUGCAACAUGGUUGGGUGUGGUAGCCUUUCCUAUGUUUUAAUUUGUAUUUCUUAAUCUUUUUAUGUAUAUUCUAUUAAACAUUAAUCAAAUUUUAAUACUUUGAACUAAACUCCACG